This is a messenger RNA of Cottoperca gobio, 1800 nucleotides long. It is a transcript of the gene yars2, whose product is annotated as tyrosyl-tRNA synthetase 2, mitochondrial. NCBI's taxonomy places the organism in Eukaryota, Metazoa, Chordata, Actinopteri, Perciformes, Bovichtidae. The coding region runs from base 122 to 1564 and encodes 480 amino acids. The transcript is spliced from 5 exons. Gene Ontology annotation, biological process: tyrosyl-tRNA aminoacylation. The record is from RefSeq and is a predicted model, not a curated record. Gene Ontology annotation, cellular component: cytosol; mitochondrion. Gene Ontology annotation, molecular function: ATP binding; tyrosine-tRNA ligase activity; RNA binding.
CAUCCUUCCGUUUGUAAGUUUGCUUCGGAACCAGUGCACUAGAGGCGCUACACUCCUCACACACGAUGCAUUAUUCUCUGCUCCUCCAUCGUGCUCUUGUCUUCUGACACAUUGGUCCAACAUGGCUGCGUCCAUGGCGAGUACCUGCCGUUAUGCAUCGCGGCACGGAUACUGUAUUCUUCUGAGGAGAACGAGUCUUUGCCUCACACUCAGGUCUAACUUGCACUGUUCUUCACCUGCACACAACGGACUGCUCUUCUCUUUAAAUAAACGCGGUAUUGUGAAGAACUCUUUCCCAGAGGACGCAGCGCAGGACCGGCUCCCUCAGCUGCUCAAGUCCGGGGCUCAGACUGUGUACUGCGGCUUUGACCCCACGGCCGACAGCCUCCAUGUGGGCAACUUGCUCGCUAUCAUCGGCCUGCUGCACUUCCGAAGCGCCGGGCACCAUGUCCUCGCCGUGCUCGGGGGGGCCACGGCACAGAUCGGAGACCCGAGCGGGAAAACGAGCGAGAGGGAGCCGAUGUCCGCGGACGCUGUGGAGGCGAACACGCGCAGCAUCCGGGAGAGCAUUCAGAGGAUUUUCACUAACCACGAAGUGCAGUUUCAGGACCGUGCCAAGAAGCUGGGCACCGUGACUGUAUUGAACAACAUGAAGUGGUACAAGGACUGCAGCGUGGUGGGGUUUCUGUCGGAGGCCGGGAGGCACUUCAGGAUGGGCACCAUGCUCAGCCGCCACAGCGUGCAGUCCAGGCUGAAGAGCUCCGACGGUAUGAGCCUCACAGAGUUCACCUACCAGAUGUUCCAAGCUUAUGACUUCCACCACCUGAACCAGAUCUACGGCUGCAAGAUUCAGCUCGGGGGCACCGACCAACUGGGCAAUUUGAUGUCUGGCCAUGAGUACAUUCACAAAGUGAGCGGUGAGGAGGUUUACGGUCUGACCGUCCCGUUAGUGACCAGCUCCGUCGGGGACAAGCUGGGGAAGACGGCAGGCAACGCAGUGUGGCUCAACAGAGACAAGACGUCUCCCUUUGAACUCUACCAGUUCUUCGUCCGGCAGCCGGACGCCAGCGUGAAAGAGUACCUGAAGCUGUUCACCUUCCUGCCUCUGGCGGAGGUGGAGAGGCUGAUGGAGCAGCAGAGAGAGGAUCCAGGUAAACGCCUCGCACAUAAACGUCUCGCUGCAGAGGUGACAAAACUGGUGCACGGAAAGGAGGGCCUCGAAAGUGCAAAGAGAUGUACAAACGCGCUGUACCACAGCAGCAUUCAGGCCUUGGAGGAAAUGAGUGACGAGGAGCUUCGGGAGCUAUUCAGGGAGUCUCCCUUCCAUGAGCUGCUUUUGGAGCCGGGCACCACUGUGAUAGACGCCUGUCGCCGGAUCAACGCCAUCCCAGAGGGACCCAGAGGGUAUCAAAUGGUUUUGGCGGGAGCAGUGUGGAUCAACCACAGCUGUUCAGACAAACCAGAGCAGGUACUGAUCCCCAAAAUCCACAUCCUAUCGAAUGGACUUACCUUGCUCAGAGUGGGCAAGAAGAACUUCUACAUCAUCAAGUGGCUCAGUCUCUGAGGCGGUCCUGCUCUCACACAGGACCAGUUUGAACUAUGACCUGUGAUGGGUCAGACUGGGAAGGUAGGCGACGUCACCGCUGCAGGAUCAGUGAGGAGAUGGGGAUGGACUGAACAUACUGGGUGUUAGGCGUGGCCUGAACCUUUAGUGAUUGCCUGUGGUUGUCAUAUAAAUAUGUAUAUGUACAGAUGUGACUUUUAUUUAAAGCUAUGGUAUUAAAAGGCGUUUGAUAUAAA